CAAUUAUUCCAGAUUUUUUUGCUGCGACCGCUGCUUUUGGCAAUUAACAGACUCACUCGCUUCUUCUUUUUUUCCUCAAAGGAAGCGAUGACAUCAAUUUCAGUGAUUAGCAAAAUAAUUGCAGGAUCAAUCAAUCAAAUUUGCUGACGUUGAUUUGUCUUCCGCUUCAAAUUAAAAACUACUCAAAUGCUCUCGAUUGCACAUCAUUGAACUCUAAACCCGCUCAAGUCAUGGAGCGUUUUUCGCUGCUCAUUUAUGUGAUGGUUUUGGCAACAUCUGCAAUUGUGGUUUUCAGUGAAAUGGAGAGAAAUUUUGAAAGAAUAUCGCGCGAUGUGAUGAAAAUUUUCCUACGCCAGGGCGAGUUUCGCCAAAAUUCACAAAGGAGAGACCUGAAGGCGCCUAAAUCCUCCAUCAAAAAGCGGGCCAGAUUCAAACUGAGGAGCUCAACCAAAAAACCGUCCACGAUUUCCAAUGAAAUGCUCCUGGCAAUGCUUGAAGAAGACGCUCCAGACGAAGCUGUCAGAUUUAAUAAAUAAUUAUUUGAAACUUCAGUAAUUUUAAUACUUAUAUAUUUCAGAUAACUUUCCAGUGUUUUGACUCGUGCUUUCCAAACGUAAGAAUAUAUUAU
This is a messenger RNA of Neocloeon triangulifer, 628 nucleotides long. RefSeq lists its product as uncharacterized. The coding region runs from base 231 to 536 and encodes 101 amino acids. The record is from RefSeq and is a predicted model, not a curated record. NCBI's taxonomy places the organism in Eukaryota, Metazoa, Arthropoda, Insecta, Ephemeroptera, Baetidae. The transcript is spliced from 4 exons.